Cavenderia fasciculata is the source of this 819-nucleotide messenger RNA. RefSeq names its product C-4 methyl sterol oxidase. The record is from RefSeq and is a predicted model, not a curated record. Bases 1 to 819 code for a protein of 272 amino acids. Gene Ontology annotation, molecular function: C-4 methylsterol oxidase activity; iron ion binding. The transcript is spliced from 3 exons. Gene Ontology annotation, biological process: sterol biosynthetic process. Lineage: Eukaryota; Evosea; Eumycetozoa; Acytosteliales; Cavenderiaceae.
AUGAAUUCAACUGAAUUGGUAGCAACCGGCAUGGUUGAACAAGUUUGGUUCAAUUUCGUCGACAACUUUGACGAAGACAAUUUAAUUAGUUGGGGAACCUUUUUCGCCCAUCAAUUCUUUUAUUUCCUUGCAUACGUCCCAUUCUUUUUGUGUGACUUUAUCCCAUAUUUCAAAAAGUAUAAGAUCCAACCAAACAAAGAAAAUGAUUUCAAAUUACAACUUAAUUGUGUAUUAAAGGUUGUAGGUACUCAUGUUUUCGUUCAAUUACCAAUGAUGAUUCUUUUCCACCCAGGUAUUAAAUUGAUUGGGUUAAAGGCCAAGGCACCCAUUCCAUCGCUGGGCUAUUUGAUCAUCACGCUCAUUGGUUCCUACUUGAUUGAAGAUUUCUACUUUUAUUUCAUUCACCGUCUUUUACAUCACGGCAAGUGGUACAAGUACAUUCACAAGAUCCAUCACGACCAUCAAGCUCCAUUUGGUAUCUCUGCCGAGUAUGCCCAUCCACUCGAGACCCUUCUUCUCGGUGUCGGUACCUGUUUUGGUCCAUUUAUCUUUUCCAGAGAUCUCUUUACCUUGUGGGUCUGGUUGGCCUUCCGUCUCUUCCAAACCGUAGAAUGUCACUCUGGAUACGACUUCCCAUGGGCUCCAACCAAAUGGAUCCCAUUCUGGGGAGGUGCUCACUUCCAUGACUUCCAUCACGAGACCUUUGUCGGAAACUAUUCUUCCACCUUUACCUACCUCGACCAAAUUUUCGGAACAUCGGACAAGUACUAUGCACGUCUCGCAAAACAACAAGAAGAAGCAACAAAGGUUAAAAUUUAA